UCUUUCUAGCAGUAAGAUAAAAGAUGAAUUAUAAGGGUGAAAUCAUUAUUCAGGAGCUCACUCGCUGUAGAUCAGUAGUCCAGAUAAGAGAGAUGUUAAGGACUGAGCUAAAUCAAGCAAUGAGUAUAGAGAGGAGGAGACAGAAUUAACUGAUAUUUAGAGCUAGCAUAAGUAAGAUUUGUUGUGAGAGCUAACAGGAUCUGAAGGACACUGAUUUCUGGUCAAGGCAUAAUAGAGUUGGGAUAGGAGAUACAUAGGGAAAAAAUAUGUUUUAAAAAGAGAAAAAUGUAACUCUAAUUUUGGCCACAUUAACUUUGAUGAUAGGCUUAAUUUAAUUUAAGUAAGAGUCUGAAGUUCACUAAAUUCAGGACCAAGAAUGUGUUUCAGGAAGUUCCUACAAUAGAGUUGACUUUUGAGACUUUGAGUUUGGGUGAGAUUGCCCAAAGAGAACAUAGAACCUAAAAAGAGAAAAAAAUCCAAUGACAGACCCCAACAUUCUUUAGGUGUAGAAAUAUAGGACCUUAGAAUAAGAAUGAAAAACAGUAAUUCGAGAAAAAGGAAAGAGUAUUAAUAGAGUAGUGCCAACGUGAGCCCAAGGAAGAUACCAUCUCAAGGAGGGUGGCUGGUCCAAGGCAGUCAUAAAACAUAUGUUGGAUUUGUUAAACAGAAAGUCAUUUGGGACUUUUACAAAAGCAGUGUACUACAAUAAAUCACCAAGGAAAUUCAGACCCUCAGGGUUGAGUUUGUAAAAGGUCAUGGGGAGUACCAGAUGACAUUCAGUCAUCUGCAAUAUAGAGAAUGCCAAGAACUUCUAAGCCUCUAUCAAAAAUAUCUCUCAGAACAGCAGGAGAAGCUCACUAUGUCUCUCUCAGAACUUGGUGCUGCCAGAAUGCAGGAACAACAGGUGUCCAAUAAGAAAAGCACUCUGCAGUCUUCAUCUGUGGAACUGGAUGGUUCCUACUUGAGUGUAGCCAAACCACAAACCUACUAUCAAACCAAGCAAAGGCCUAAGUCUGCGCACCAGGAUUCAGCUUCAGGAUCUCUGAUGGAGUUUAGGAAUAAUUAUUUGAAUCCAGCCACCCUUCCUCAUCCCAAAGAGGGUCUAGACAGGGUGCCAUCAGAGACCAGAACAUGUAAUUAUGAAUCUCCAGGAAGAAAACCAGUGGAUGCAGUCCUAACAGAGAAAGUUCCACCAGAAGAAUUAAAAAUGAAGGAAUGUCCACAUCGUAAGCCUACUUCAUUGAGUUCAUGCUGUGGUGACAGACUUUCUGAAAAUGCUGGUCAAUCUUAUGAGAGCCAUUCUAAAAAUAUAGCCCUUCCUUGUUCCAAAGCACAUCCAGAAUCAUGCAGCUAUUGUGGGCUUUCUUGGGAAUCUCUCAUGCAUGGCAGAAGAGCACUGCAGCCCAGUGAAACUGAUGUCAAAAAACAACUGUCAGAAGAGAGAAGGCACCAACUGAUGCUUCAGAAAAUGGAGCUGGAAAUUGAAAAAGAGCGCCUUCAGCAUCUACUGGCUCAGCAGGAGACAAAGCUUCUCCUAAAACAGCAGCAGCUUCACCAGUCUCGAUUGGAUUACAAUUGGUUAAGAACUCAAGCUAUAUUUAAGUCAAGAGAACUGGUUGCUGACAAAGAACUUGCUAAACCCCGAGAGCUCAAUGUGGAUAUGAAUGGUAGUGACUCUGGACCAAGUUUAUUAAAGUCAGAAUGUAAUGGCUGGCUACUUGGAACAUCACCAUCCAUUAAAAAAUACCAGGACUCCACAAACAAUGGAGAGACUCGGAAGGAAAGGAAGACAGUUGGGUUUCAGUCACAUGUGGAAGAUCAUACCCUGUGGACGUGUCAAAAGAGAGAUACAUAUAGACCCCAAAGAGGGACAACAACAGAAGUUAGAAAAGAUGCGUCAACAUCUCCCAUGCCAACAGAAAAGCAAAAGGAGCCUGUAACUACCGCCUCAUCAUCGUUCCAACACAGUGCCUCCCGGUAUGAGACAUCUCUGUUAGACUUGGUUCAGUCUCUGAGUCCAAGCUCUGCUCCCAAACCUCAGCCCCAUCCCUCCAGAGAAGCUGGGACCUGGAAUCAUAGCACUUUCAGAGUCAGUCCUGUAAAAUCAACCUGGAAAAAGAUGGGGGCAAGCAGGAGCCCUGAAGACCUGGAGGAAAAUCAAAUUUUGAAAGAUAUAUUUUUCAUUUGACACUGAACCACAUACUACAAAAUUUCUAUAGGAAAUUCAUGAGUUUCUUCAUAUACUGAUUCAGAAUUGUUAAUUAUUUGAUUGCAAAGUAAUUGUGUCUCUUUCACAGGAACCCAUCUCACUAUCCUGUUAUGUGUUGAAUAUAGAAAUAAUUCUAAUAACCCAAAGUAUUUUUGAUCAGACCAGUCAGUGGGUAUCACACUAAUGGGAGUAGUGGCAAGGGGUGGUAUCUUUCUUAUGCAAAACAGAGACUAUUAGUACAAUGUAUUUUCUACAAGGAGGUGUCCAUUGUAUGUUCACCUACCCUCAUCCUCUGCUAGAAAAUGUUGGUUCUCUUUUGUAUGCUAAGAAAGCCUUUGACUGAAAGAUCCUAAUUUAAAUAUAAUUUGUAACAUAAAUUGUCUCGGAAAGACAGA
Tupaia belangeri chinensis (Chinese tree shrew) is the source of this 2604-nucleotide messenger RNA. Its product is annotated as KIAA1328 ortholog. The transcript is spliced from 7 exons. The record is from RefSeq and is a predicted model, not a curated record. Bases 770 to 2188 code for a protein of 472 amino acids. Lineage: Eukaryota; Metazoa; Chordata; Mammalia; Scandentia; Tupaiidae.